Macadamia integrifolia is the source of this 3913-nucleotide messenger RNA. RefSeq names its product cyclin-dependent kinase G-2-like. Gene Ontology annotation, molecular function: cyclin-dependent protein serine/threonine kinase activity; ATP binding. The transcript has 9 exons. The record is from RefSeq and is a predicted model, not a curated record. NCBI's taxonomy places the organism in Eukaryota, Viridiplantae, Streptophyta, Magnoliopsida, Proteales, Proteaceae. Gene Ontology annotation, biological process: regulation of mitotic cell cycle; protein phosphorylation. Gene Ontology annotation, cellular component: nucleus. The coding region runs from base 558 to 2870 and encodes 770 amino acids.
GUAGAUUUGGAAAGUCCCUCACCAGUUUCAUAUCAUGGGCCGCCUCUUUAGUGAUGACCUGGGUUUACUCUCGUGUUCUGUACAGUGGAUUUUUCAAACCCUCCAUUAUAUUAUCAUCUCGAAGGUUUUCCUCAGGGGAUCUGAGUAGAUAUAUCGGAUUAUGUAUCUUGGUAUCAUCCUCGAUUAUCAAUUCGACUGAUCGAGGUUCGCUCUUUCGAUCUCCUUCUUUAUUCUGAUUUUGGUCGCUGAGUCUGGAUUUCUGACUGAUUAUACUGUUGAUAACUUUUUCUUGCUGUCGGACUAGACUAGAUGCUCGUGUCUUGGUUUUCUAGGGUUUGGAGUUGAUCCUUCGAACCUAGGUUUUCCAAUAAACAAUUCCAAGCUCGGGUGGAACUGGAAUUUUAGGGCUUUCUUACUGGUUAUCUAGGGUUUAAUUGUGUUUUGGUGAGACGAGGUUGAAUUCGAUUUGAUUUCUAUAUCUUCUGUUAUUAUUGUUAUCUUUUGGAAUAAGUUUUCCCCAUUAGAUCGAUUUAAGGGACGAAAUAGAUUUAGAUCAUAUGGCGGCAGGUAAACAUGGUGGCUACCGGGAGAACGAAUUCAGAGACCGUGAGUCCGAUCCUGAGGUUUCCAGGUGGAGGAAAGAUUUUUACAAGGGAAAGGAAGAUUAUAAUCGAUAUCGUGUCAGUGAACAUGACCGUGAAAGAAGUCGUAAUCUUGAGUUUGAACGAGGUAAGGAGCGAGAUGCCAGAAUUAGACAUGAUAUCAAAGAGAGAGGAGUUGUAAAUAGUGGUUACCAUUCUUCUAGUAACACAGGGAGCAGUAGUAGUGGUAGCCGGCGACGAGGUUUUCCUGUUAGAAUGGCAGACCGUGAACCUGGUGAGCUUUCAAGUGAGAGUGGAUCUGAUGGUGCAAUUGCAUAUGAAUCGCUGGUUAAGGAUGUAGAGGUUUCGGGUAAUGAAAAUGGUGUUAGGUCUCCUUCAGGUAAGAAGAGAAAGUUCUCGCCGAUUGUGUGGGACAGAGAAGAGAAGGAGUUGAGCACUUCUAAAGAUAGAAUUGUUCAAACGAGUGCACAUCCUCCACUGCAGAAUAAAUCCUCCCAUCAGUCGCCAAUUAUUGCUCCUGAUGGGUCUGUGCAGAUUUCUCCCAUCAGACAUAACCACUUGCAAAACUCGCCAAAUAUUGUUCCUGAUGGGGCUGUGCAGAUUUCUCCUGUCAAACACCAUGUGCAAAACUCAGAGCCUUCACCCGUCAAACCUUCAGUACCAUCUGGCUCAGUGUGGUCUGCUGCAUCUGAAUCAUCAGCAGGAUUAUCUUUGUCACCACAUGAGCAGCAUUGGAGCAAUGAUAGAGAACUGGGGCAGUUGGAAGAGGAAGACUUUGUUCCAAUGCGUAAUAUUUCAUCAUCCCGAUGGGCAGAUGAAGGAAAUUCUCCUGCGGAUGAAGGUGAAAUAUCUGAUGAUAAAGACAUGCCUAAGAGGAGGAAAAGGACAACUGCAUCUGAGACAUUUGCCACCAGGUUCAAUCCAAAGACAUCAAGUCCUGUGCUUGGAGAACUCACUAGAGAAGGUUCUGAAGGAGCUAGAGCAAAAUCAUCCAGCUCUAAUGAUGGAGGACAUCAUGUUUCCUCUGUAGAUGAACAUGGAGAAGAUGAGGUGGAUAAUAAUGAUUAUAUGGACAUUGAUGAGGAAAAUGAUUGCAAAAAUGUCAGUGAUUAUCAAUCAGAUAUAGAUUCUGGAAGGAAAGAUGACUGCUGCAAAACACCAGAUCCUCCAAUUCCACCACAGAGAAACAUAAAUAUGCUUCAGGGGUGUAGGAGUGUCGAUGUAUUUGAGUGGCUCAACAAGAUUGAUGAAGGUACUUAUGGAGUUGUAUAUAGAGCCAAGGAUAAGAAGACGGGGGAUAUUGUAGCAUUGAAAAAGGUUAAGAUGGAGAAAGAAAGAGAAGGUUUCCCAUUGACCUCCUUGAGGGAAAUAAACAUUCUUCUGUCAUUUCAUCAUUCAUCAAUUGUAGAUGUUAAAGAAGUUGUUGUAGGUAGCAAUCUUGAUAGUAUUUUUAUGGUAAUGCAAUAUAUGGAACAUGAUCUCAAAGGGCUGAUGGAAACGAUGAAGCAGCCUUUUAGUCAGAGUGAAGUUAAAUGCUUGAUGCUACAGCUGUUGGAGGGUGUCAAAUACCUCCAUGACAACUGGGUUCUUCAUAGGGAUCUGAAGACAUCAAAUAUUCUUUUGAAUAACCAGGGUGAGUUGAAGAUAUGUGAUUUUGGCCUUUCUCGUCAAUAUGGAAGCCCAUUGAAGCCGUAUACUCAUUUGGUGGUCACUCUUUGGUACAGGGCACCUGAACUUUUAUUAGGAGCUAAACAAUAUUCCACUGCUGUUGACAUGUGGUCGUUGGGUUGUAUAAUGGCUGAACUCUUAGCUAAAGAGCCAUUAUUUCCCGGGAAAACUGAGGUUGACCAGAUCGACAAGAUUUUCAAGACACUUGGCACGCCAAAUGAGACAAGUUGGCCAGGGUUUUCUAAAUUGCGGGGGGUCAAGGUCAACUUUGUUAAGCACCAGUCUAAUAUUCUCCGUAAGAAAUUUCCGGCCACAUGUUUCACUGGUUCCCCAAUUCUAUCUGAUGCUGGAUAUGACUUGUUGAUCAAACUUCUAGCUUAUGAUCCAGAAAAGCGGAUAACAGCAGAAGAUGCUCUUAACCAUGAGUGGUUCCAUGAGGUUCCCCUUCCCAAAUCCAAAGAUUUUAUGCCGACGUUUCCUGCUCAACAUGCUAAAGACAGGCGUCUAAGAAGAAUUAUGAAAAGCCCAGAUCCCUUGGAGGAGCAGCGGAGAAAGGAAUUGCAGAAUGGGGAGUUAGGAACUGGAGGCUUGUUUGGCUAAGUGGGAGGACUUUUUACAUUGGCAUUCUGCAAUAUUUAAGUUUUCGCAGAAUUCACCUACGAUGAUGAAUGUGGUUUAGGUGAGAAAUGUGUACUGAAAGUGAAGUUGUGAAACCUUUCUGUGAGAUGACCACUGAUGCUGUUCUUUAGCAGGCCUCGGAUGAUUUGGUGGAGAAAUAUUCUUUUUGUAUCUCCCACCAACCAAAUUGUGGUGCAGGAUAUUUUCUGUCACUUCGAACAUUGGUGGUCAUAGAAAAAAGUGCAUCCUUCCUUUUCCCUACUUGCUUCGCAAGGUGUGGCAUAAUGCCUUUCUAUUCGGGUUUAAUUUGGAAAUUGUGUAUGUAUCAUAUUUCAAUUGACACAUUGUAAGCAAAGCAUUUAAAAUUUGGCUCUAAAUACGAUACUAGUAUGGAUUUAUUGCUCAGUGUGCUGUUUCUUUUAAUCAUCAAAUUGUGUGUGCAAGAGACGAUUGGUGUGAAGCGGAGGGAGCGUUCUUUGCUUUCAUAGCAGAAGAAACUGAUGGGAAAAUUCCCUUUCAAAGUGAUCUACUCUUUGAAGCUCUUGAUUGAACACGAGUGACGUUUGGGUGCAAAGAGUGUUCUUAUGGUCAAUAUCCAACUACUGCCCACCUUCUGCAUCAGGAAAGUAUCAGAGCAAGCAGGUUGAGGAGGGUAUCCAUCUUUCAAGAAUAUUUAGAACUUCAGUUAUGCUCCAGAAUUUGCUUUCUUCAGAUGGUUUCAAUAGAGGCACUUUCUGGAGGACCCAAUGUUUUUGUAAUUACCAUCUGCUGUGACAUGAGGUGGAGGGAAAAAUGUUGUUUAUGCCUUUAUGGGGAAGUAAAACAAGCUUUUAUUACUUCAAUUCAGUGUCGCAAAUUAUUUUUGUUCUGCAAAAAGUUGUGGGAAUGGUGAUUGUGACCACCCCGAUGCAUUCUAUUGCUCAUGUGUCACAUUGAGACAGUACUCAUUCAGUCAUUUGUCCUUAAUUUUUAUUGCUGAAUUAUAUGGUUGAGGACUAUAAUAAAAAGGAUCAAAAUUCCAGGUA